Messenger RNA from Hylaeus volcanicus, 2444 nucleotides. RefSeq lists its product as uncharacterized. The record is from RefSeq and is a predicted model, not a curated record. Bases 429 to 1601 code for a protein of 390 amino acids. Lineage: Eukaryota; Metazoa; Arthropoda; Insecta; Hymenoptera; Colletidae. The transcript has 10 exons.
GGAACAUAGCUUAGCAACUGUAAUUUUUACAGUUUAAAAAAAACUUCCUUUAAUGUUUUUAUUAGCAAAUAAAAUUUGCCAUUAUAGUCAUCCAAUGCAAUAAAAUAUUCGAUGGUUGUGGUUGCAAUAAGAUAUCACACAUAGGACAUUUACAGCCCCAGUCAAAAAAAAAAAAUGUGUAAGAAUGCUUUUAGAUAUUUUUUAUUCAAAAUGUACACCCGGUAAGAACCUUUUUUUUUUCGUGAAGAAAGGGUAUAAAUCUAAGGUUGACACGAGACAGAAUUUGACAGUCUUUUUAAAGCUCUAAAAAGAGUAAAAAAAAACUUUUUAAUUUGAUUUGUGCAAAUUUGUAAAAGGUUUUCAAAAACAGUAUCUAAACAUUAUUUUUUUUAAAAAGUUAUUCCAUCUUAUUAUUGUUUCCGCUUAAAAUGAGACAUAAAUGUUUAGAAAUUCAAAAUUUUGGUUUAUCCGAUCAAGAAUACAUUGAUUCUAUUAAUUUAGAAAAAAUUUACAGUCUUAUAAAGAAAAAUCGUUUGAGAUGUUUUUAUUGCCAUCAGACGCCAGCUUACAUUCAUAUGAAGACAUUUGAUUUUUUAUGUGCAUUCCAUGCAAGUGAAGCAAAACACACCAAAAAAAUUAAUGAAGAACGUUUCUCAUCGACGGAAGUGGAUAAAAUUCUUAAACGUUAUAAUGGAGAAAAAAAAAGUGAAAAGUGCAGCAUUGAAAAGUUCCAAUUUACUUCAAAGGAUUUAUGGCCAGUUACAAAACGAAAAUCUUGUAAAGAAUGUAUCCAUGCUUUAACGAAUGAUAAGUCUGUAUCGGAGAGUUAUCACGUCAAAGACAGAAAGCAACAUUGUUCAAGUGAGAGUGGUGCGUGUUCUAGUGAUGAUUCCGCUUAUUCAUUUAACAAGAGACGCAUUUAUCACAAAACUAUUAAUCAAGCCUCAAAUAUUUGUUUUAAUGAAAAUAAAGGUUUUGGGAAAAAUUCAAACAAUUUUGAUGAUAGAGAAAUCUCAACACAUUCUGCUUUAUUACCAUCUGGUUCAUUACCAAGAAAUAUAUCAAGACAUAACCACCCGUCAACAUUCUGUUCACACCUUCCUUGCUCAAAGUGUAUUGAUUCUUCAACUUUAUCAUGUUGUGAUAUGAAUUUAAGUAUUUCAAAUGAUGUUUCCCUUUGUCAAAAAAAAAUACCAGCAACGAUGAACAAGAGUUCUUGUUUUAAAUCAAACAACAAAAGUAUGGAAUGGACGGAAAAAAAAACAAUAGAAAACAAUCCGUUUUCCCAAAAAUUUGAACACUCACAAAUAUCGGCACCAGAUUCUCCUUCAGAUCACAAUGAACAAGUCUAUUUUGGUUGCAAAAAAAAUCCCUUCGACAUUGACCAGUGCAGACUGCCAGCAUCCGCGUGCUUCAACUCAACAACAGCUAUGCAGGUGCCUUGUAUGAAGUAUUAUCAUAAUUCUACGGCCUUCGGGAGAAAACAAAAAAAUAUUUGUGAAACGAAUUUCAUUAAUACAUCUCAUAAGAUUCAAAGAAACGCACUCCGACCACAUUUAACGACCACAAACGUCAAGGUGAAAGAAUGGUGGGAGGUUUAAAAAAAAAUCAUCCAAUAAAGUAUCCAUAAUGAAUCAAGUUACCUUCACAGUCUCCAAAAAAAAAGAUUUAAAGUUUCAGUUAUCAUAUCAUUGCGCGUUAGUAAUUUUAAAAGUAAUUUGUGUAGUACCGUAAAGUAAAUGUUUUUAUUACCUAACUUAACUGCUCUUAUCACAACGUUUAGUAACAUAUUCUCUUAAGAUUGACCAAACUUUCGCACUCUAGAAAAAUAUCUUGUUUAAUCAAAAUUUCUUUUAAAAUAUAGACCAAUGUCGUUAUCAACAUAAUAGUAUCAUGCAUUUGGUCUUAUAAAAUCCUAUUGACCCUUUCGUGGUUAACUUUAUUAAUUGCUAAUACUAAUACAAUAAAAAUAACUUAGCGUACUGGACUUUUUCUAGGUGAUUUAAUUUAUUGCGUUACUCGUCAAACCCAACACCGAGCCAAUUCUUUUAAUAAACAUACAAAAACAUUAUGCAAUAUGAACAGCAUAAUCUAGCCUUUGAUUCCCUUCGUUUGUAACAUACAAGAAUAAAAAUGAAUCAUUGAAAAUACACUGCUUUAUAUAUCAGUAGCGAAAAAUCGCUUUGGAAAAAUCAUAUCAACGCAGUGAACUUAUCACUGCUCGUAAUGAGCUGAGUAAUAUGUUUCAUCAUAACUAAAAAAGAGGUGAUAUACAAAAACUAAUAGUCAGACUACUUUUGUAAAGUAUGUUCCGCUGUCAUCAAAGCUUUUGCAAGCUUUUAUGAAGACCGUCGCAAGAGCAGAACUUAAAGUCAUCAUUUUUAAACAAUUGUGUCGAUUUUAAAGACGUAUCAAAGAAAAAGCAUACAAUAAAAAAAAUUUGA